AUGAUGAUAGUGACUUUGACUCCAAAUUCAUUUGUAACGGCAUCGGGACCGUUACAAUGGAUAAAGAAACGUUUUUCAAUUAUGUAUGUUCCAAUACCUUCUCCACCAAUCUUAUCUGGACAAAUACCCUCAACUGCCGAUAAUUCUGUUAAAUCUGUAUUUGAUCGCUAUAGUGCAGCAGCAAAACGUUAUAAAUAUUUGAGGCGUUUAUUAAAGUUUCAUCAAAUGGAUUUUGAAUUUGCUCUAUGGCAAAUGUUGAAUUUAUUCAUAGCACCACAAAAGAAAAUGAAUUCAAUCUCAUUUUUAGAAACAAAGAAUCAAUGGGCUCGAGAUGAUCCGGCAUUUUUAGUUUUAUUACAAAUAUUUCUUGUCGUUUCAUCAAUUAUAAUUGGACUCGUACUUGGUAUAGGAUAUUUUGGAAUUGUUAAACUUGUUUUAUGGGUUGUUCUUGUCGAUUGUGUACUAGUGGGUCUAUUGAUUUCUACGAUUUAUUGGUAAGUUUCAUAUGUGAGGUGAUUGUUGAGGAAAGGGAGUCGAAUGGUUGAUAUUCAGUGUAUCAAAAUAUCGUUUCUUCAAUAUUGUCACCCUAAACUGGAUACCUAUUUUAAUAACUAUACACGGUUGGAAAUAAUAUUUUUCCAGGGGAGUAGAGCUGAAACUACAAAUGAUAUAAAAAUUUAUUAUAUACCAAAUUAAUGUUCAUCUAAAAUGGAAUUGAUGUGUACGACUGAUAUUCUGUAUGACGAUUAUUGGCUGUAGAACUAUGGAAGUUUCUAUCGAGUGCGUCAUAAUGA
Messenger RNA from Didymodactylos carnosus, 794 nucleotides. Lineage: Eukaryota; Metazoa; Rotifera; Eurotatoria; Philodinida; Philodinidae. The record is from the annotation of a GenBank genome assembly.